Messenger RNA from Cladocopium goreaui, 9822 nucleotides. The record is from the annotation of a GenBank genome assembly. NCBI's taxonomy places the organism in Eukaryota, Dinophyceae, Suessiales, Symbiodiniaceae.
AUGCUUGAGAUCGCCCAUGUCAUCGACACAUGGACGGAUUACACAGCGGUACUACAUCGUGCUGAAGCCUAUGAAGCCUGCACUGAAGCCCAGCGUCAAGGCCUACGACCUUGUGUUCUACGUGCGGGCCGACAUGUCUUUCCUCGAGAACGACCAGUGCGGGUGACAGAUGGACUUGGAAUUGUCAUCGAUGUGCCAUUGCUCUUCAAUGACGAAGAAUGGAACACUUAUGUACGGCCACGCAUUGAACAAUGGCCUGAGUUUGUCCAACAACCACAACCAGAUGCAGAGAAUGACGAUGAUCAUGUGGCUCUCAUGGCACGUCGUCCGCGUGCACGUGGCCUCACGUCCUCUGGCUCUUCCCGCUCUACAUCAAGUACAGACACAAGCACAGCCAGCGUGCCCUCACACAUUGACACUGCCGCAUGGCGUCGCACAGUUGUCUUUCCCUUCGAUGGAGCAGCUAUUUCAUGCCUUUUACCUGAUGAACCAGGGCCAGAACAGCUUUAUCAAAUUGGCCUUGCACUUCCCGGUUCACAGGGCGAUGUUGCCACUGCCCACAUUGUCUCUGAGAAACCGGAAGAUCUUGUUGCAAUGGACUUGGACUGUAUGCUGGUCACCAAGGCUCACCAGAUGAGACCCAACCCAUUUAUGCGGCUGGUUCUCUUGGAUUUAGAGAUCUUUGAGGAAAACGACAUCCUACCUGGAGCAUUCCAACGUUCCGCGAAGUGGAUGCCCCACACCGCAACCAGGCUAUCACUGUUUCGCAUCUUAUGCCUCGAGAACAUCUUCAUGCUCCAUGCAGACAAGACUAGUCUCUGGAUUAACAAUAUCCUCAUCGAUUCAGCUGCAAAUGACGCACUCACCAUCGAAGAUGGUGAUUAUAUCAAGAUCUUCAUUGGCAACGACGAGUACUGCUUCCAAUGCACUGAGGACCAAGACACCAUGGCACUCCUGCAGACAGCCAUCACACAGGCAAUCUCAGUGAUGCAGGACCAGGGACAUCAGGCAGCCAGCUUUGCUGAAUGCAAGACACAUACUCCCACCUCAGUCUGCCAAAUAGAUGAUCGACCUGAAACAAUCUCCCUCAGCUUCACGGAUGAAUUCUUGAGAGCUGUCGAAGCAAUGCGUACUGCGGCUGACGCCAUGCCGGAGUUCCCAGAAGAUGACCCAGGCGACAUCACUGCCUAUGAUCCGUGGGUGCAACGAUUGCAUGAGGCUUGGACUCGCGCAGCUACCAUCGGGCCAGGAGGCAUGGAACGCCUGGGUAGAGUGGAAACCUGGUUCACCGACCAUGCGAACUUUCAAAGGUGCCACCAUACGAGAAUCGCAGUUCUUGGACCAGAUGCCCACCGCUGGGAAGAACAACUGCGUCACCUUUGGCGUCAAUAUCUUCUCCUUGGUGCGCCGCUUGAAUUUCACAUGGUCGAGCCCACACCAGAGGAUGCAUCAGGACAAAUUAUUGGCCAGCUGCUACUUGUCCAGCGACCUCAUGUCUAUCAACGCUCAGUUGUCAUUUCAACCUAUGACAACGAGUACGAUCAGGGUCGUGCCCAUUCCACAGCUGUGGUUAUGGGCACUCGUGUCGACCUCCACUCUGUUUGCACCAUGAUGCAGGCCCACGAAGAUUGUCCUCCAGAAAACCCCGAGAACAGGUGCACUCUCUGGUCAGGACUGCGGCCCAUGGAGCCACGAGAACGAGUUUAUGCUAGGCAUGGCAGCCUCUUCAAAUUGGUUAUCCAGCGGGCCUUACACGCCAAUGUGGCUGCUGCAUCUGGCACCAACUUGCGAGAACGAAUGAGAGCAAUUGAUGCUAGAGUGAUCUCUGGCCACAUGAUCUCUGGCCACACACCACUAUGGUUGCAAGCACUACACCGAGUCUUUCAAGAUCUUGCCGAAACAGAGCGCACUGAUGAAGGUCCAGUAGCAUAUGUUGCCACCUGGUAUCUCCAUGCAUCUUAUGCUCCACGUUGUGAACCAGGACGCACCGUGCGCUUGCGUGAUGAUCCCUUGAAUUGGCAACGCGCUCUCAGUGAAGCUUGGGGCGAUCGGUAUGACUCCAGCAGACCAGCUGAUCUUUUCUGGAUCUCACCAGCCCCACCGUCCUCUUUGACAGAUCAUGUUUUGGGCCACAUCUUGAUUGUCCAAGCGCUGCCAGCACACUCCGUUGCAACACUGUUGACUGCCAGAGUCCGUGACCAAGAAGGACAAACCCUGCGUAGGGUUGCAGCAUGCAUCCCACAGGCCUCCUCCGCUGAGGACAUCGUAGCUGCAUUUCCCAUUCCAGGACCUUUGCUGAGAUACCCUAGAAGAGUUGGACGUGGCCAAACCUUCUUCGAUCCCAACACGCCGACGCAGGUUGCUUCUGGUGAGGGCCUUGUGAUUGACAUCAUUAACACAACGCUCACACCUCCACUAGACACCAAUACUGAAGGCAUCAAUCUCCUACAAACACAUGUGCACCGCACUCGGCAGCCAAUUUACAGCUCUUUGCGGGACAAACAUGCAAUUGACGAGCGAAGGUGCCUAACAGUUGGGCAGGUGGCUCAUACCCAACGACCUUCCUCGCAGGAUGCAAAGCAGAUCAUUUGUCUUGAGGAGACCAUCCCUGUAUCCCCGAAGAUUCAGGUCGACUUCAAGUCAGUCCAACAGGUCCUAGAGGUCAUCCAUGCGGCAGUGAAUGAGUUCCUGCAAGCCUGGCCCGACGAACUUGAGUUGCCACAGGUCACUCAGGACGCUCUCUCUGGACUCAUUUCAGCUCCAGAUGAGGUCCCCCUUGCCCUGCAUUUUUACACUGAUGGAUCAAAAAUUCCUGAAGGAGCUGUUGGUGCAGGCAUUGUUCUACUCACUGAGUCACAGCAGGGUCUGUCUUAUGGAGGUGCACUCUGCAAAGUGAUCACACCAGAAGGCCAUGCAGGUGCAGGUGAAAACGGUGCAGUCAUCUGGGCUCUUCUUUGGGCGCUUCAACUUGGCAACCAUUUGUGGACGCAUUAUGGAGCUGCGGACAUUCAUUUCUACUUCCAUUUCGAUGCAUUGAAUGCCGGCUACUUGGCGGGCGGCUACUUUCGCACAAAACAAUUUCCGCACCAUCGCGCCCUGAUGCGCAGUCUUGCUCACAUUCUUCAGGGUAGGCACGGCCUUUCCAGAAUGCACUGGCGACAUGUCAAGGCACAUGCAGGCAACCCAUGGAAUGAGCUUGCCGACACGAUCGCCAAGUUUGCCUCGCAGCACCCUGAGCAAGUACCACAUAGCGAACUGUGGCACGCUUGGCUUCAAGAUCCGGUGCAGCUGCUUGCUGUCCAGUGGGUCUGGUAUCUGGAACAAAUGCAAGCCGAGUGCCCGCAUGCUCCUCAACUACGAAAUGGCUUUCUUGAGUGCAAUCUCACACAAGUACCCCAAGCCCCGCCAGAAGACCCUGUGCACCAGACUCCAGAUGCUCACCUUGACUCUGCGCUUGAGCUGACUCAGAUUGACAUCACAAUCGCUACAGCAAAUGUCUUGACGCUUCGCACUGAAGACUGUCCACAGCAAGGCACUAGCAUUUCGCGACAAUUUGUCAUCAUGCAGCAAUUUAAUGACGCAGGUUGUAUUUUCGUUGGCAUCCAAGAGACGAGGCACAAGCAUCUUGCCGGAAUCAACAAUCCCUGGUAUCACGUCCUGGGUCACCCAGCGACGCCUCAAGGACAAGAUGGAAUACAACUUUGGAUUUCAUCCUGUAUUCCUCUCAGUACCACCAAUGCCCUCAUCCGACGAGAGCACAUCCGCAUUGUCUAUUCCUGCCCCACUACACUCAUUGCCAAGGUCAACAUUGGUACCUGGAAAUGUGUAGUUGUUACCAGCAGGGCGCCUCAUUCCGGUCGACCACGACAUGAAGCAUUGUCCCAUUGGAGUGCCAUCACCACAGCGUUACAUCGCAAAGCGGCCGGAUGGCCUAUUUUCUUCUGUGGAGAUGCCAAUGCGCAUGUUGGAGGGUGCCCCACUACGGCAGUUGGUGACCUUGCCCUUGCCCAGGAGAAUCAGGCGGGUGAAUUAUUCCAUCACUGGCUACUGGCCCACAACUUGAAGUUGCCAGCCACCUUUGCGGAGUCACACUAUGGACUUGCCCAUCACUCUUACCAUUCACCUGAUGGUAAGCAUGGGACCAGGAUCGACUAUGUUGCAGUGCCACAGGAGACUCAGUAUGACACGCUGAACUCUUGGAUUGCAGAGGACAUUGAUCUCAGUGUGCUACGAACUGAUCAUCAUGCGGUUCUAUGUCACUGUUCUUUCGCUGUGCCUGCACCCUCACAAAGACGCAUGAGGAAGAAACCUGUAUGGGAUUCUCACUUUCUCAGCCAGCAGCUCUUGCAGGAAGAUGUUUUGUACACACUGCACUCUGCGGUACCCUCGAUCCCAUGGUAUGUGGAUCCUCAUGUUGCGGCCUCCCAACUUGCCCAUUACACCACAGUCGCCCUGCAACAAGUUGCACGCCCUCGGAAGACAUGGAGGAGGAAGAGCCACAUUUCCGACAACACCUGGGCACUCAUUGAACACAAGAAGUUUCACUUCAAGCAUCUCAGGCAAUUGACACGUACCUGGCGACUUACUACAUUGCAGGCCUGCUUCCUGUCCUGGAAAAAACCAACAUCGACAGGCACAAGUGGUACUUCGACAGUUUGCCAAGAUCUACAACGUGAUCUACCCCACUGGAAGAAACUGCAUGACUUUGCUGUUGCCCAGACGACCAGGCAGUAUCGACAGGCCGCACAGCAAGCCAAGCAAGCGAUACAAGAAGAAGAUUUGGCCUACUACCAGAAUUUGGCUUGUCAGGCGACACACACCUAUUCGGUUGAAGGUCUCGCAGGCGUUUGGAAGCACUUCCGUGCCAUCCUCCCCAAGAACAAAAGCAAAAGACACAUGAUUCAGCACGAUCUCGGACCAUCACUACUUCAACACUUUCAGACCCUGGAAGCAGGAGUCUCAUUCGAAUGCCAGCAGCUUCGACACCAAUGUAUCCAGCGCAACAACAAAGAGAUCGGAGCACGUCCCCUCGUGCAGCAGAUCGAUUUACAAGAGCUUCCUACUCUGGUUGAAAUUGAAGAUCAUUGCCUGAAGCAACGCCCACACAAGGCGACUGGACCAGAUGGAGUUCCUUCCUCGCUUUGUCGGACAGGCUCCGUCGCCAUUGCCCCGCAUCUUCAUUCGUUGGUAUGCAAAAGCUUUUUGCUGGGCAUUGAGCCUUUUCCACACAAAGGCGGGCAUCUUUGCGCACUUUUCAAGCACAAAGGAAGCCGUGACGAUGCAGCAGCUUAUCGGGGCAUUUUAUUGUCCGAUUCCUUCGCUAAGAUCACACACGCGUGGACCCGUCAAAAGCUGCUUCUGACUCUGCAAGCAAGACGCACAAUCGGCCAACUAGGAGGUUUACCUUCCCAACAAACGUUAACAGGUAUCCAAAUCCUCCGGCUCCAUGGCAGUGUCAGCCAUGCAGCACAGUUAUCGACUUGUACGAUCUUCCUGGACCUGAGAUCUGCAUUUCAUCAUCUACUCAGGGAGUUGGUAUUUCUGACUUCAGACGGCUUGACUGAGCGAGACCUGGAGCAGAUCUUCCAUCAAGAUGACUUUGACAUUCCUGCCCUGGCCACAAAGAUUGCAACGCUCACAGCCACGCACCGAGAUGACAUCCCGCCUGGACUUCAGCGUUUCCUGCAUGAUAUACAUCAUCAGACAUGGUUUCAGUUGCGAGACGCCUCUGAUCUCCACUCUGGGACGUGCACUCACACACGUCGAGGUUCUCGGCCAAAGAGUCCACUUGCCGACAUCGCGUUCAACCUCUUGAUGGCAGAACUUCUCCAAGAUCUACACGAGGCCCUAUUGAGCAAUGAACACUAUGUAGAAGGUAGCAAUGCGCUUGGUGUCACCGUGCCCCCUGUUGCGUGGAUGGAUGAUGUGGCCAUCCCAUUGACCACCACUACACCUGAAGCUCUUGUGCCCCUUGCCCAACAAGUUACCGCGGUAGUCCACGGCCUUUUCCGGGCCCGGGGGCUUACGCUCAAUUUGGACAAAGGGAAAACCGAAGCAGUACUUUGCUUCAGAGGACAGGGCUCAGAUGCGCAGAGAUUGAAGAUUUUCGACACUGGGCGACAGCCAGUGAUCGUCGUCGACACGGACAGCCACAUUCUCACACUACGUGUUGUGCCGUCCUACAAACAUUUAGGCGCCCAAUACUCCAUGAACAUCGACGUUGGCCGUGAGAUCCGUGCUAGGCUUGGAGCUGCACGCCAAGCCUUUGAGGAAAUGAAAAAGCCGCUCUUUCUCAACAAACGACUUCCUGUUGCGGCAAGGAUGCAGUUGUUUCAGAGCCUUAUUCUUUCCAGGUUGCUUUACGGCUGUGCGGUCUGGACUGAUGUUCCCAACGCUCUCCUCAAGAAGUUGGAGACAACGCUCAUGGCCUACUAUCGACAAAUACAUGAUGUGGGAUUUUGGAAUCAAGACCACAUCACAGAUGACACAUUUCGCCGCGCUCAGCGGCUACCGACUUUCAGACAAUUCUGGGCACGUCACAAGCUGACCUACUUGCAGCAUGUUGCGCAGUUUGGAGCAGUCUUUCACAAGAGCUUGCUUUUUCGUGAACUUUGCACUGGGCGAGGCUGGCUUUUCGAAAUGCGAGAUGACUUAGAAUGGCUCAGCACUUUCCGCCAGCUCCCUUUUGAGCUGCCUCAUGAUCGACCCUCAUGGGUCCUUGCAUGGGAUGCCCUUCGUAGCUGCCGCCCAUGGAAAGGAUGGAUACGGAAAGCUUGUGCCAAACAUCUUAUCCAAGAGCACAUUGCCUGGGAAGUCAGCCACCAACAUACUGCCAUCUUGGAUGAGAUGCGUUCCAUUGGGCUGCAGCUGUUGAGUGACACCCCAGAGGAACCAGAACUGAAAUCCUAUGUUUGCCAGCAGUGCCAUGCAACCUUUGACUUCCACACCACCUUCAGAGUGACGCAGCAUUUGCGUUACCGACCGAACAAAUGUGUAUGCCGACUACCUGCUGUGCGUCGACAUCAAGGACCCUUGAGGCCUACGUCACAUCAUCGUGAACGCCAACGAGUUCGACAAGCUCUCCUUCAGCUUCAAGAAGAAGGGGCACCGGACUAUGCAUGGUGGGAGCCGGAUCUGGAUGAUCCCAUGGUCACAACAUGCUUCGCCAGGUUUGGCAACUGUCUUCAACAAUGGAAGCAGCAUCCCACUGAGGCAGCAUUUCACAAUGACUUUUUCAAUUUGCUCUUUAGCAUGAACAUCCCGGAGUUUCAAGCGGCGAGGAUCUUCAUCGCCUGGAUCGAGACUGAGUUCCAAGAUUUGCACUCAGCCUGCGACCCCGAGCUCUAUGACAUUUUGGAAUGCAGCCACAUGUCCAUGCUUGAAGACAUCCAUAUUUGGCAACUGCGUGCGAGAAGGAAAUUAUUGCAGAGCUGUUGGGAAAAACUCGAACAAGGGGAACCAAAGCCCUCUCGAGCAGUGCAGCCGCAACCCACUCCUCAUCAACGCAAUCAUCAGGUCUCCUCAACUUAUAGGAUGAUGUCGUCUGAUGAAGCUGGAAGAAGACAAUGGACCAUUCUGCAGCCACCGAAAGUCGUCAAGACACCAGGUGCUGGCCCAUAUUAUGUGGUCCACCUGUACUCAGGCAGGCGUCGAGACGAAGACUUUCACUAUUUCAUGCAGAAGUUCUUGGAGAAGGGACCUCAGCAGAUCUCGCAAUCAGUGCUGGUCAUCUCCAUUGACACGGCUAUUGACGCAUCCAUGAACGUCCAUGACACACGCCUUUGGGAUUUCUUGAUGGAGGCGGCACGGAAUGGGCAGAUUCUGGCUCUCCUACUAGGCCCACCGUGUGAAACAUGGAGUGGUGCCAGGUUUGAAGAGCAGUUCGAUGAGGAGGGAAAGCCAUUGAAAGGUCCGCGACCAUUGAGGGGAGCGCCUGAUUGUCCUUGGGGCCUGGAGCAACUAAGUCUCAAGGAGCUCCAGCAGAUCCUGAUUGGGAAUGGCCUACUCCUGAAAGGGCUUCACCUUGGAGCUUGCGUAGCGGGUCAAGGAGGAGCCGUUGCCCUUGAACAUCCUGCACCGCCCUACCAAAUCGAACGCCCAUCGAUUUGGCGUACCGCAAUCAUCAAACUCCUUUGCAGCGCAGGAAUGCCAUUUCGGCAAUAUACAUUUCAGCAAUGGCGACACGGCGCCCAAGGAGUCAAACCAACCACGUUGCUCUACGCCCAUGCAGCGAUCCCCAGCAUCUUUGCGGCGAACGAGCAACGUCAUUUGGAGCGGCCGACUGUUCCACUCAUCGGCAGAGCUGCCGAUGGCAGCUUCAAAACUGCUGUGGCAAAAGAAUACCCAGCAGGAAUGAAUUUUUGCUUUGCUGAGUCGUUUUGGCAGCACAUCAAGGCCCGACUCACCCAACACCCGAUUCUGGUCCCUGUCCCAGAAUUCCCGGUGUAUGUAAAGGAAUUGGCAUUGAUCUCGGCCUGCGUGGAUCGCGACCGAUUGAUCAUGUCAGCUGCUGAGGAAGCCGCAGAGGCUUUUUGGGAUUGGUACCUGGCGAUUCAAGAAGCGAAGAGCCAACUCAAGGCCUUCUGUACCGAUCUUUCCAACUUGGACAUUUCGCAGGGUAUACCCACUACGGCCAACAAGAAGAGCCUGGUGAAAACCGCCAUGAUGAGCUCAAGUGAUGUCUAUGAGCGGAAAAAACCAGAGAAACUGGUGGAGCUCGAUGAUCUACUGGUGAAAUAUGCUGAUAACUUGGAGGAGGCCUACAAAUACGUCUGCCAGAAGUAUGGCGAGUCUGCAGGGUUUCCCCAGUUGGUCCGGCCACGGUCGCGGCUUGACGCCAUCUCCCGGGACAUGGGGGUUUACAGCUACACGCACUGCUGCUUGCUCUGCGAGAAAGGCCUUGGCCACGGCGAUGAAUGGAGCUGUGCGGGGGUGCCGUCUGCGCUGUUUCGACGUGUGACGGUGGAUGGGAAAGCACAACACUAUUUGCUCCAUGACCCAGGAGAAGCUUCCGAGAGCCGACCAGUGCUUCUUUUCCUGCACGGUGCACACACCCACAUCUAUCCAGAGUUUCUCUGGGGUGAUCUUCGAGACUUGGUCAAAAAGAACCCCGUGGCGCGGGAGUUCAUCAUCUUGGCCCCGUUCGGUUCGUUUGGCGAAGCCAUCGCCACGCUGUCUGAGACGAAGAGGAAGUCGGACCGCUUCUAUAACAAGGUGCCAAACAUCAAGUGUUUCGAUCCAGACAAGACCUGGAAAUUCUUCAUGCAAGCGCUCCAAGAGCUGGAGACCCGAUUUGAUGCUGCCCGCUUGCACGUCACUGGCUACAGCAUGGGUGGUGAAACCACAUGGGCCCUGGGCAACUUCUUUGGUUCCCAAAUGGCCUCCAUCGCCCCUAUGGCCGCGGUGGCCCUCUGGGAGGAGGACAGCUGGGGGGAGGAGGCCAAAAUCGCCAAGGAGCUCCAGGGCUUGGCGUUGUGGGCCUACGCCUGCAAGUGGGACUUCAAGGCCUUCUCCUUCGACGACAUGUGGUACGUCUCAGAGAAACACGGCCUGCAGCUAGAAGCCGCCGAAGAAUCCGCCGUGACUGCCGGGGAGGUUGUUGCGGACGUCCACACCUGGAGCCCGCGACUCUCCCUGAGUUUACUGGAGAACACACCCACAUACCACUGGGCUUGGACUCCUGUGCUACACAACGAGGCUGAGUUCGGAUUGUUCAGCAAGAUGUUGUCCGUCCGAUGUGCCUGCCCACCGGAUGUCGCUUGUGCGCGUGUCGCCCGCUAUCCGGCUAGCCCGCCCUCGCCCAUCGGAUCGGGCCACAGAUGA